Racocetra persica is the source of this 121-nucleotide messenger RNA. NCBI's taxonomy places the organism in Eukaryota, Fungi, Glomeromycota, Glomeromycetes, Diversisporales, Gigasporaceae. The record is from the annotation of a GenBank genome assembly.
CAAAGCAUUGUUAACUUUCGAUGGUUCUACUCGGAAUCAAUACACCGACAUACCGAUACACCAUGGAUUAAUCUUGUCUUUUAAUGGAAAAAUUAAUUCUAUUCGAAUGUACAAAAAAAAA